Molecule: messenger RNA, 2658 nt
Organism: Humulus lupulus (European hop)
Lineage: Eukaryota; Viridiplantae; Streptophyta; Magnoliopsida; Rosales; Cannabaceae
Product: protein FAR1-RELATED SEQUENCE 5-like
Exons: 1
Coding region: 1-2658 (885 amino acids)
Molecular function (GO): zinc ion binding
Source: RefSeq, a predicted model, not a curated record
AUGUCAUUUUACAAAUGCAAUAUCAUGUUCUGCCCUUUUUCAAAACAAGGUUAUACUUUUUUUAUGGAGUACUGGGAAGCAGAAUUGGAGGUGCAGGACCUCUUUAGCAGUGACUCUAGUGGAGAAAAUGAGACAUGUGAAGAGAAAGAAGUGGAAGAUGUACGCCAGGGGGGGCCUAUUGAUGGUGACAAAGUAAAUGAGGCACUUAAAACACAAGAGAACAUAACUAAUGAAGGGGCCAUGCAUAUAUCAAAUGAUGAAGGAUUCUCCAACCAGGGGAUAUUUCUAAAGUACGGUAUACAUGCAGCGGCCACCAAUUUGACAAUGGAUAACAUGGUCGGUCAUGCUUUUGCUACACUUCUUAUGGCAGAAGAAUUCAUAUAUGAGUACGCAAAGGUAGUGGGGUUUAGUAUUCGUAAGGGCCACAUGCGUACAAAUAUUCGAGGUAACAUUCGUUUGAGAGAGUGGGUCUGCUCAAGGCAGGGAAGUAGGUAUGAACAGCAUACAUCAAGACUUGAUAGAGUGAGGGAGCCAAAGGCCAUCACCCGAUGUGGGUGCAAUGUGGCUUUUCGAGUUAUCCUUAACAGAAAGAGGGGUAACUGGAUAUGCAAAUAUUUUUUCCCAUUUCAUUCACACUCGUUAGCAAGUGAUCGUCACAAGCAGUAUCUAUGGUCAAAUAGAGUGGUAUCACCUGGCUGUCUUCAGAAGGCAAAUUGUAUGAAGAAAUCUGGCAUUAGAACAUGCCACAUUAUGUCAUACAUGGCAGAGCUAGUCGGCGGAUAUGAUAAGACCCCAUUUACAAUCAAAGACCUAUACAAUCGAAUGUCAUCGGCUUCAACUGUUGGCUUUAAGGGGUCGGAUGCUGGCAGAGCCUUAGGGUAUCUGGAGCACAAAGCAGAUCACGAUCCAGGUUUCUAUGGUUUAUUUGCUUAUGAUAAAGGCAAGAGAUUACUUCACUUGUUCUGGGCAGAUGCAAAAUCAAGGUCGGAUUACGAAAGAUAUGGACACGCAAUCGCCUUUGAUUCUACAUAUAAGACAAAUAGCUUUGGUAAGCCUUUGUUGAUUUGGGUUGGUAUUAAUAACCACUUUCGGACUUGUAUACUUGGUUUCGCAAUCCUUGACAAUGAAUCCACUGCUAGCUACAUGUGGGCAACGAGGGCCUUCUUGGCUUGUAUGAAAGGUGUGCUACCGAUAAUAGUUGUCACAGAUGGAGAUCCUGCCAUUGAAAAAACACUAAAAGAGUUGAUGCCUAAUGUCACACAUCGGCUAUGUUAUUGGCAUAUACACAACAAUGCCAUUUCUCACACAAAAGACCCAUCAUUCGGGAAGGAACUCACUAAUUUAGUGUUUAGAUAUUACACCGAGGAGGAAUUUGAAAGAAGGUGGGCAGCAUUGCUCACUCACUUUGAUGUGGAAGAUAACUCAUAUGUCGCAAGUCUUUAUAAAUCAAGAAAGAGUUGGGCAGAAACCUUCUUGAGGGGAAAUUUUUUUUGCGGAAUGACAACAACCCAAAGGAGCGAGGGUAUUAAUGUUGUCUUGAAGAAGAAGGUCAAUCAACAUAUGAAGAUGUAUGAGUUUGUUAGAGCUCUUGACAUGGCACUUUCAUGGGUACGACAACGAGAGGCUAAAGACGAGUAUGAGUCAUUGCACACAAUCCCACAAUUAGGGAAGACAAAUUUGCACAACAUAGAGGAGGAGUUGUCGAUAAUUUACAUGAGGAACAUGUUCUUCAGAGUAAGGAAGCAGAUGUCCAAAGAAGGAAACUACACCGUUGCAACUACUGAUGUAGAGGAUGAUGCAAUGAUAUUGAAGCUGGAGAAGUAUCCUCACCCAGGAAUACGGAGGUCAGUCUAUGUCACAGACGAUCGUCAAUUAUUUGCUUGUGAGUGCCAGUAUUUUCUUUCCUUUGGCAUACCUUGUCGGCAUAUUUUUGCAGCAAUUAAGCACCUGCGUAUCACACAAAUGCCUAAAUCACUAAUCCUAACACAGUGGACGAUUGACGCUACACAACUUCCUGAUGUGGAAAACGAUUCCUAUGCAAGAUAUCCAGACACAGAUGCAGAAGAGAGAGCAAGGUUUGGUGGCAUUACUACCAAAAUGACUGAACUCGCUUACUUGGGAUCGAGGACUCAUUAUGCAUACGAAAUAGCAAACUAUGAGAUUGAUAGAAUUUGCGCACAAUUAAGAAACAACCUCCAAAUUGGGGAAGAAGGUUCCAAUGACAAGCUUCCUUUACAUCGUCAAUCAGACUUCAACAUAUUGGAUCCUUAUUUGAGUAAGAAUAAAGGCACAUCUAAGAUGAGAGGGUCAAACGGUGGAGUAGCCCGAAAGUGUAGUAUUUGCAAAAAAAAAGGACACAACAAGUCUACAUGUCUACAAAGAAAGAAAAAUGGUCACAAGAACGGGGGCUCUGACAACUCUGAACCACACGAACAAGACGAAUAUCUAUAUGGAACAGAGGAUAUGGAUGACAGGGAAAGACAUACUAUCUACCAUAAUUCGGAAAGUGAAGACUUCAACGCACCUACUCACCGACAACCUUUCACACCAGAUUGUACGAACCAAGUGCAUAACUAUACAAAAGAAAAUUUGAGUUACUCUACAACAGAUGAUAUGAGUUCUGCCUUUAAGUGGUGGGAACCUCCAUAUGGUUAUUGA